This is a messenger RNA of Stylophora pistillata, 1623 nucleotides long. Its product is annotated as dnaJ homolog subfamily C member 9. The record is from RefSeq and is a predicted model, not a curated record. Gene Ontology annotation, molecular function: heat shock protein binding. Lineage: Eukaryota; Metazoa; Cnidaria; Anthozoa; Scleractinia; Pocilloporidae. Gene Ontology annotation, cellular component: nucleus; cytoplasm.
UGGCGGGUUGUUAGCGGCAGCCAUAUUUACUUCUCUACUCCAGCGAUCACAUAAAGCAAAAUGUCAUUCUUUGAAACUCUCGAAAAGCUGUUUGGUACCAGAGAUUUGUAUGAAGUACUGAGGCUAACUAAGUCAGCUUCUGAAUCGGAGAUAAAGCGAGCUUAUCGUAAAAAAUCGCUUGAAGUUCAUCCUGAUAGGGUUCCCGAAGCAGAGAAAGCGAGCGCCACCGAAAAAUUCCAACUUUUAAGCAGAGUUUACUCAGUUUUGUCCGACCAAGACAAAAGGGCGUUGUACGAUGAAAGUGGGGAAGUUGACGACGAUGUUGUUGUCCAAGAACGUGAUUGGGAUGCCUACUGGAGAUUGCUGUUUCAGAAAAUCACCAUGAAAGAUAUUACAGAGUUUGAGAAAAAUUACAAAGGAUCAGAAGAGGAAGUAAACGAUCUCAGGUCGGCGUACUUGGACUACGAGGGUGACAUGGACACUAUCUUGGAAAAUGUACUAUGCUCCACGAUUGGCGAUUAUGAAAGAUUCCGAAUAAUCAUUCAAGAUCUAAUUUCAAAGGAAGAUUUACCAACUUUCCCAGCUUUUGCGAAUGAGGAUAAAAAGAAGAAGAAAUCGCGCAAGCAAAAAGCUCAGAGGGAAGCAGCUGAAGCAGCGGAGGUGGCUAAAGAGCUUGGCUUAAAUGACAAAUCAGAUGAUGGCCUCAAACAGCUGAUUAUGAAAAGGCAAAAACAGCGGCAAGGGGCAGUGGAGGAUAUGAUAGCUGGACUGGAAGCAAAAUACUGCAAACCAAAGAAACCCAAAACGUCUAAAGGAAAGAAGAAAUAAUUUUUUUUCUUGAAUCAAAAACUGUACUUGGAUGAAAAACUUAUUUCUCCUUAUAGGUUGCCUUACACUGCUACAGUAGGGUGCUUAUAGGUUGUCUUGCAGUGCUACAGUAGGGUGCUUAUAGGUUGUCUUGCAGUGCUACAGUAGGGUGCUUAUAGGUUGUCUUGCAGUGCUACAGUAGGGUGCUUAUCAGUAUCGACAUAGUCUGUCGGUAUUGCUGUUUGCCUUUCCACGAACUUUACAAGCCUAGUAUUUGGAGAGUGAAAAAGUUUAUUUAUCUUGGUCAUAAAAUUAUCUUUGUUACUCAAAUAGAAGAAAAAACGCUUUUUUUCAGCCUCUGAAGUUGAGAAGUAACCUUAAAUAGCCCAGUAGCUCCUACGGAUUUGUCAUAAAUCUACAAGCACGCCCAAAGUGCUUCUACAGCUAACGCAAAUCAUACAUAAUGAACAUACUCCAGUGUAAUUAGUAAAACGUUACAAAAUACACGAGUUGCUGCUAGUUGAAAUGACAGACUACAAGCAGUCCCUGCUUUUCGGAAAAGUCCGGUUGCAUAACAGUUGCGAAACAUUAAACCUGUUUUGACCUCACAAAAUUUGCACAAUUUGCAAAAUUUGGACUAGCAAAUUUUGGUAACUUUGGGAGUUCCCGGAUAAAGUUUACCGCCAAAAAAUUGUAGGAGUUACUUACUCGCAAUAUAAUAAAUGGAAAUAAGGCAAUGCCAUAUAUGCCAUUCUCCUUUUGAAUAUUCAGGUAACUCCUCGAGCGAAAAAUAAACUAAAUUUUGCCUUGUCACUA